Lycium ferocissimum is the source of this 990-nucleotide messenger RNA. RefSeq lists its product as uncharacterized. Lineage: Eukaryota; Viridiplantae; Streptophyta; Magnoliopsida; Solanales; Solanaceae. Bases 1 to 990 code for a protein of 329 amino acids. The record is from RefSeq and is a predicted model, not a curated record. The transcript is spliced from 2 exons.
AUGAUUGACAAAAUAAUGUUUUGGAAUAUAAGGUCUGUCAACACUCAAAAUGCUUUUGAAAGAUUGAUAGAUCUUAAUAGAAGACAUCAUUACAAAGUUAUAUCUCUUAUGAAGCCUUUUCAAGAAGCUGAAGAUCUGGAUAUAUAUAGAAGCAGACUAGGAUUUGAUAAUGCUAUUACUAAUGUUUCUGAUAAAAUUCAGAUUUUCUGGUCUGGUGAUUGGAAUGCUACUGUUGUUGCUAAUGAAGUUCAACAUGUGACAUUAAAACUGCACAAUCCUAUUUUACAAAAAGAGGUGAUGUUUAUUGCAGUCUAUGCAAAGUGUGAUGCAAUGGAGAGACAUGAUUUAUGGGAGUCUGUUAGUUAUAUUUCUUUGAAUCACCAGAUGCCAUGGAUAGUAGGUGGAGAUUUUAAUAUUAUAUUAUCAGAAGAAGAAAAACAAGGUGGAUUGCCAGUUCUCCAACAAGAAACUGCAGAUUUUGCUCAGUUUGUGAAUAUGUGUGGUUUGGUAGAAUUAAAGUAUUAUAGUAGUCGGUUUACUUGGUGGAAUGGGAGAAUAGAUAAUGACUGUAUUUUUAAGAGACCUGAUAGAGUUUUUGGUAAUCAAGAGUUGAUGCAGAUUUUGUCAUCCAAUGAAGUGACUCAUUUGAUAAGGAAAUGCUCUGACCAUGCUUCACUUCAUGUGUUGUGUGAUCGAAGUGGUGAAGGAAAUUGGUUGUUAGAUUUUGCUACUAAUCCAUUUGUAGAGUUACAUGCCAAAAUGAAGAAGGUUAAGAAAGCUCUUGCAAACUGGAAUAAGAAUACAUAUGGUAACCAUUUUCAGCAAGUUUCCACUCUAGAAGAUGUGAUCAAGGUCAAGGAAUUGCAGCUAGAGAUAAAUCCAUCUGGGGUUCAUAGGGAACAACUGCAUAAAGCUCAGGCUGAACUAAACAGGUUCUUGAAUAUUGAGGAAGAAUACUGGAAACAGAAGUCUGGCAUGAAGUGGUUUUAG